UUUCAGCUGCCUUUGAGGGGGAAAUGGAGCAAGGGCAGGGACUGCUUAUAGACUGAGGGUUUACAGCAGCGGCUUUCAGCCUUUAGUUGUGUUAUCUUCUAGAAAGGCAGCGAAAUGUUUGCUUGGACUGUGCUGGCGCUCUCAGCCGCGAUCGUCCUGCGAGCAGCGCAAUCCUACAAGCCGGUCAUUGUGGUGCACGGUUUGUUUGACAGCCCAGGGGAUUUCAAAUUGUUCCAAGGUUUCAUCAACGAGACACAUCCAGGUACCAAUGUGACUGUCAUUGACCUGUUUGAUCACACACAGAGCCUGAAGUCACUGUGGAGUCAGGUGGAUGGAUUCAAAGCAGCCAUCUAUCCCAUCAUGCAGAAUGCAGCGAAUGGGGUUCACAUGAUCUGUUACUCCCAAGGCGGUCUGAUCUGUCGAGGUAUCCUCUCUACGAUGCCAGACCACAAUGUGGACACCUUGAUAUCGCUGUCCUCUCCUCAGCUUGGCCAGUAUGGAGAUACCAAUUACCUGAAAUGGCUUUUUCCAAAUUAUGUGAAGUCCAAUCUCUACCACUUCUGUUACACACAAAUCGGGCAGUGUUUCUCCAUCUGUAAUUACUGGAAUGAUCCUCACCAUCACAAACUUUACCUCAACAGCAGCAACUACCUGGCCUUCCUUAAUAAUGAGAGGGAAAAUCCUAAUGCUACAGAUUGGAAGAAAAAUUUUCUGCGAAUCAAGAAGCUUGUUCUGAUUGGUGGACCAGACGAUGGGGUCAUAACUCCAUGGCAGUCAAGUCAGUUUGGAUUUUACAAUGAGAACGAGACGGUGAUAGAUAUGAGACAACAGCUGGUUUACAUCAAGGACACAUUUGGCUUAAAAAGUCUGGAUACCCAGGGAGCCAUUCAUACUUUUACAGUGAACAAUGUGCAUCACACCAAAUGGCACUCCAACCGCACUGUAUUCGACAAUUAUAUUGUCAAAUGGCUCACGUAAAAGAUGAUUAAGUGGGACAUCCAUGCUGUGAAGGACAGGCGAACUGUGAACUCAGAAUGUACAACAAAUCAAACUGAACCUUGGAAAGAUGGGUACUGUGCAGGGGGUAGGGCAAGCUCUCCAGAUCUGUAAGGUUUCCUGUGGACGCCCUUUGUUUAAAUGCAUUGACAAUCAACUGUGGCAGCUGGUCAGAGAGGACUGAAUGUCACCAGUGAAUGUCACCUCAGUGGGUGACUGGGGCAGGGGCGAGGAAAGGGGCUUUUAGACAUGUGAAGGGGGUUUGGGGAAAUGAGGGGAAGAACCACUGAUACUGAAAUCCAAUCCAGAAGGAAGACACCCCUCACUGAGAAUCGGCGACCAGGUCAAAGAUUUAAUUUUUGCUGCUUCGAGCUUUUUGUCUUGCAUCUUCCUCAAUGAAAGAAUAGGGAACCUGCAUCAAUGCUGCUUUCUAAAAUGAGUGUUAUGCUGAAUCAAUACAAGCAAUUUUUCAAAUUGUUUUUAAACAUGAGAAUAACACUUGAUGACUACCUCUAGUAUUCUGCCCGUUAAAUGCACACUAAAUGGAGCGGGAAAGGGAGCAGAGGGAAAUGGAUCAUUUGGAGCUAUUCCUGACUUGUGUAAAGCCUGUAUUUAAACACAAAGGAUGGAAAUUAGGCUGUGAUUUAAUUUGUAAUAUGCCUCAUCAUUUAGCUUAAAUCUCCACCCUCCUAUCGCCUUUCCGAAUACCUCCUGAACAGGUUAAUAACCCUACCCAUGGGUUGUUGCCAUGGAAUUUACUCAUUAGACCUGACUCAUCAAUGCCCCCCUCCUAUUUGAUUUCCCUUCCUUGGUAAAGUUCACUGACCAGUCUGGCCUGAUUUGGCUCUGUUCAGAGUUCACCUCUCCUUUAGUGAUUUGGACAUCCAAUCAUUUAAAGAGAAGUGUAAUUUUUUUUGAAGGAAAGAAAAAUGCUUUCUAUAUCUGAACUUCUAAAGUCCUAUUUCAAAUGAAUAAUUUUGAACGAAGGGAGGGUUUUUAAGGGUCAGUAAUUUAAGGUUUUUGUCUUUUAUAUAAAAAUUGUGAAAGGAUGUUAAAACAGGUAUAUGGUUGGUUCUUAAUAGUUAUUGAAUGCCUCAGGAAUAUGAGGAUGCCCAAUGUUGGCGUUGGGAGUAAAAUCAAUUGUACAGAAGGGAAGGUGUGGCUGGGGUUGAUGUGAGUUGCUUAUUCUGAUAGUACUGCUUUUUCCCAGGAGGGGUGCUUUUGUACCAAUGGAGACUGCCAAUGCGCCACUAAUUUACUGUUCAUGAGUGGUAUUUCAGGAAGUUAUCUCCAUUCCCACCCAUCACUUUAAUUAUACUGAAGUGUUAAUAGGGGACGAUCUGCCUGUUCUAAGGUAAAAAAAUGUUUAAUUCUGUUCUAACUUCUUUACAACUUGUAAACCCUGUUGACCUCAAACUCUUGUUAUAUAUUGGUCUAUGUUUGGUUGUGGGAGUUAUUGUCACAUUGGAGCAACCAGAUGUUCUAUAUUUCCACCCAUUGACUGUGCUUUCACUCUUGGGUUCUGUUCAGAAUGAGCUGUCUUUAAUCAUUCCCUCAGAUGGCCUUGUGGUCUCGCUGAGGGAAUCAGAAGCAGUGGGCAGGAGUAGUUGCAAUACCUCAAGGAAAUGAGUUCAUCAAAGGUGAGGGAGAAAUUUUGAAGCUAAAGACUGCAACAACGUAAUGGAGGGAAGAUUCAGCAUUAAUGUAAAGAAUUUCUUUCCUAGCUUUUCCGUCAAUGCUAAAGCCUAUGUUUUAAGCCAAUGUGGGCAUUGUCAUUGGAAAGAGAAACUGAACGGACUUGGAGAUCAGAAAGAAACAGAAAAUGCUGGGGGUACAACUGCAGAACCGUCAGUGUCUGAAAAACUUUCACGAGGAAUAGGUUAAAAUAAGGUGUUAGAUUUCUCAGGCACAGUUUUAUUUUUUUCUAAUCGUAAAAGUAAGUGUUCAAUAAUGAGUUUUAUGAAACUCCGAGUAUAAAGACUCUGUAAAUAUGUAUUUGGUUUUGACUAAGAGUGUGCAAGGAUACAUUUACAAAGCUCACUGAUUUCAGACUUUUUUUGCAACAUUGCAUUUGAUUGACUUUCUUUUUCUUUUAAAUUCUUGAAGUCCAGCUUUCCCUGGAAUUGCGCCAGUAUCCUGGUCUCUGGGAAUUCUCCUGAGCACCACCAUCAAUAGGAAUAUCUGAUGAAAGCUAACCAAACUGAAGCAUUGACUGUUUUUCUCUUCUGUUUAUAAACACUGCCCAGCCUGCUGAGUAUUUCCAGCAUUUCUUCAUUUUUAUUACAAACUUAACUCCUCAAUGUUGCAUUUACAUAGGAACAGGAGUGGGCCAUUCAGCCCUUCAAGCCUAUGCCACAUUGUUUAGUGAGAUUGUAGCUGAUCUGCCAUUUAGUCUUCUUUAAUCUGAUAAGUGCUCAGAUAGUGAUAGACUUUAGGGACAUUUUACAGUCUAUCUUGGUUAGUUUAGCUGCAUGAACAACAGCCCAAAGUUGGGAUAUUAUCCAGUUUUCAAUCCUGUUGAAUUUAUCAGUUCACUGUCUUCACAGUACCUUUUUAACCUAUUUAUUUUAAACUGUCAGUGUCACCUUGUUAAAAGUGUAUUGAGGCUUUUGAUGGGCGUGCAUUCAUUCAACGCUAAUCCUCCGUAUCAUUAUGGAUCAUUAAUCUAUUCACAGAUAGACAAGGCUUUGUGUUUGACAAAAGUUAAUUCAUGUGAAAGUGUGAGCAAUGAAUUUACUUCCCAACACACUGAUACCUACACAAUGCGGACAAUAAUUUAGUUUGCAAAAAUUAAAUUUCUGAGAGUUGCCAGGUUGGGCAGCUUCUCUCAUAUAGACUUGAUUCACCAUGUGCUUGCUCUGGGUAAGAUCAGACAUUAGUGCUCCUAUCGACCUCACCCUGAGAGCAACCAUUGGAAAUGGAAGUACAGCUGACCCCAAUAUGCUGAGCUGUUACUGAACUCUGCUGUUAACCUGCUUGUUAGGUUUCUGUUAUACCACUUUCUGUAAAACUCUUGGGAAUACUCAAUAUUUCCGUCCCUUUCCCGGAGAAGUUAAGAAGAACAAUACCUUCCCACAGAACUUGAUAAAUAUUUUCCAGUUAUGAAGCUGCCCUGUGUAAUUGAUAUUCAAUAUUUAAUAAUGUCAGUCCUUUCCCCAUGCAAUCCUUUGUAAAAGAAUAUAAUGAAGGUUGAGUUAUCCAUGAUGACAGCUGACUCCAAGGAAGCAAAUUGCCCCUUUUCGUGUUGAUUUUUAGGGUUGCAAUGCACCUCAAAUCUAGGGAGGUUGGCUUUGAUAAUUCCAUGGUGUUUUGAAUAAAUCGAUACCUGUGGUGGCUGAUGGUGACCUGGUAGAAUAGUGUAGGUGGUGAGGCUGGUAUUAUUGCAGUGAGGGGGUUCAUCAUUUAUACUGGGACAAUUGCUGGAUGUGUAAUUCUGCUCGAUGCUAGUGCUAGCUGCUAUACCUGAAUAAAACUGAGGGAUGUCAACAUUGAACCAGAAUCAACAACAUGUGCUAAUUAUCAACAAGUUGUGCUUUCCCUUAAUUUGUUGGGCCUUGGUUCUACAUUUUCCAUAUUGUUUGUAAAUUAUUCCAAUGUUGCCUCAUUCUUCUACUGUCUAAUAAAAGUAUUUUAAAGAA
Molecule: messenger RNA, 4634 nt
Organism: Rhincodon typus (whale shark)
Lineage: Eukaryota; Metazoa; Chordata; Chondrichthyes; Orectolobiformes; Rhincodontidae
Product: lysosomal thioesterase PPT2-A
Exons: 8
Coding region: 115-978 (287 amino acids)
Cellular component (GO): lysosome
Molecular function (GO): thiolester hydrolase activity
Source: RefSeq, a predicted model, not a curated record